UGGUAUUGUGUGUUGUUUAAUUAAAUUUAAAACUUAUAUUUCCUCUUUUUUAUAUUUGAACACUAUUUUAAUUAAUGUUUAAAUAUGUUUAAGAAAAUAAAGAAUUUAGUGGUAGACACUACUGCAUUUAUAAAAGCAGCUAACUUGUCAGAUAUAGCUGACAAUGUAUACACCAUUCAAGAAGUUAUCGACGAAAUUACCAAUGAUAGGCAACGGAAAAAGCUCGUGGUGCUACCAUAUGACCUAAAGGUAAAGGACGUGUUCACUGAGAAUAUAAAAUUCGUUACAGAAUUUUCUAAAAGAACUGGUGAUUACACUAGUCUGUCCGCCACGGACAUAAAAGUCGUAGCUCUCACUUAUCAGUUGGAAAAGGAAAAACUUGGCACAGAUCACCUUAAAACAGAACCGACGAUGCAGAAAACCGUUAAAGUUACCGGCUUGCCCAAUUUUCCACAAGAACAGAUGGACAACAAUGCAGAAACUAAAAGUAUGCCAAGCUCACAAACUGAAACAUGCCACAGUGGUAAAAAUGAAGCUGAUGAUAACGAGUUAACUGAGGAAAUCACUGAGCAAUUAAAAAAUGUUGAUUUUAAGGAGUGCAAGGAAAUUGACAGUGUAAUGGUCAAGGUCACGGAUGAUGUAAACAACAGUGAUAGAUCUACUGACGAAGACAACUCAGACAGUGAUGAGGGCGACUGGAUCACACCUAAUAAUUUAAGUGAAAAGAAAAAGGAAAUGGAGUUAGGGGAUUUUGAUGAUGAAGUUGAAUCUGUGGAGGUAGCGUGUAUCACAUCUGACUUUGCCAUGCAAAAUGUUUUGAAACAGAUUGGCCUCAAUGUAACCUCAGUUGAUGGCAGAAUCAUAAGGCAUCUCCGGACGUUUAUAUUUCGCUGCACCACUUGUUUUCAGACAACGAGUGUAAUGACAAAACUAUUUUGCCCGAAAUGUGGUCACUCCACUUUAAAAAAAGUGUCCGUUAGCAUUGACGAUGAAGGCAACCAGCAUAUCCACAUAAACGGCCGGAAACCAUUAACAGCAAGAGGAAAGAAAUUCAGUCUCCCCACUCCCAGGGGCGGCCAACACUUCCAAUAUCCUAUCCUCACUGAAGACCAGCACAUACACAAAAACUUCGCUACCAAAAUUGGCCGCAGCAAAACAAAUGCCCUAGACCCUGACUAUACUGCUGGAUUCUCCCCAUUUGCCAUGAAAGAUGUAAACUCUAAAUCGGCUGUGCUCGGUGUCAGAGCAGAUAAACAAGAUAUCAAAUAUUGGAUGAAACACUACUCAAAAGGCAAGAAGAAAUAAAACUCAGUAUAUUAUAUUUCAUAGUACUUGUAUAUUAAAUGAUAUAAACAUA
This is a messenger RNA of Aricia agestis (brown argus), 1357 nucleotides long. RefSeq names its product RNA-binding protein NOB1. The transcript has a single exon. The record is from RefSeq and is a predicted model, not a curated record. Gene Ontology annotation, cellular component: preribosome, small subunit precursor. Lineage: Eukaryota; Metazoa; Arthropoda; Insecta; Lepidoptera; Lycaenidae. Gene Ontology annotation, molecular function: RNA endonuclease activity. The coding region runs from base 85 to 1305 and encodes 406 amino acids. Gene Ontology annotation, biological process: maturation of SSU-rRNA; ribosomal small subunit biogenesis.